AUGUGCUACAUCAGUAGAAAAAUCUACACGGUGUGCGCGCAUAGCAGUCUUGGAGAACUGAUCGAAUGCAGGGUCCACAAAGACAAGAGGGCGAAAUGGCCCAUUGUAUAUACCGGACUCUGCGUUGCACGUGGUCUCAGCUUCUGGCGCUGCCGGUCCCGGUCUGAAGCGACCGAGAUCGUGUACGGUUUCUGCCCCAACUGCCGCGACUUCUACCGGGGCUUCAACACGAGAGAUGUGAGUGCCAUCUUGAACUAUUGGGCCUUCAAGAAUAGACACGGCUACUCGACCUGUGUCCCUGCGAACAUGAUUUCUGCUGACGAAGUCUUUGGACAGCCACCACCUCUUGAAGAGAGCCUCAAGCAGCCUCGAUGCGAAUUGAUUGCGCUUGGCAACCAGCUGCCACCCAAUCUGAAGCUCUUGGAUUCUCCCGUAGAUUGGCUACGGAGACUGGAGGGAAUUAGGAAAUCGACUCUGGAAUGGGCCGAGCAAGGUCCGCGCCGGAAAAUGCCAAUCUAUUGGGCAGCUAACGUCAAGGUCCGUGGUGGAUGCGACAGCACGCUCUGUAUCCAGCCAAGGAUUAACUCGCCAAUGUCAGUGUACCCACAUCCAUCGGCUCCCAGCUCUCUGCAGUGUCAUGGAGAGACAUAUAGAAAGCUGUGCGGAGAAGACUUCUCGCUAUCCUCCACUCUGUGGAUGAAUGGGACGGCCGAAGGAAGCGAUAAUGAGCUCGUUUUUGACAUGGAACUCGAAACUGAUACACCCGCAACAACGCCCGAGGCAUAUCCUCAGGCAAAUCCUGGUAUAGCGGCCGAGCCAAACCUCACGAGCCGCUUCUCGCUGGAUUCCGAUUCCACUUCGGACUCUGAUGAAUCUGACCUUGACUUUCUGAAAGAACCCUGGUCUGACUCUGAAGAGUUGCCCAACACCGCCGAUGACGGCUUUGCAAUCCCCAGUUCUUGGACGGGCACAGGGUUUGCCUACGGAUCGUCUGGCAUUGUGGGCUUCUUCUCCAUCGGGGAUUCAGAUGACGAAUCCGAAGGAGACAAAGGAGAUGAAGAGUACGAGCUAAGAAUAGGCCACUGA
Messenger RNA from Canariomyces notabilis, 1086 nucleotides. RefSeq lists its product as uncharacterized. Lineage: Eukaryota; Fungi; Ascomycota; Sordariomycetes; Sordariales; Chaetomiaceae. The coding region runs from base 1 to 1086 and encodes 361 amino acids. The record is from RefSeq and is a predicted model, not a curated record. The transcript has a single exon.